AUGGCAUUGGCCCCCUUCAAAGAGAUGAUCCGUGCAAGAUCAGUUGGAAGCUUGAACGGCUUUGACACGCGGCAGUUGCCAUUGCUGUUCGUGAACUUCUACAUUUGGGCCGUGUACGCUGUUCAAGUUGGAGACGUUUGGGUGUUUCUGGCCUCGAGUCCCCCAGCAGUAGUUUGCUUGUUCAACAUCACCAGCGCCAUCCGAUUGCUGUCGCAGCUGGAUGAGGAGGGUGCUGUCAGCCAGCUGAGCAAGCCCCUGGAUGGCGCCUUCUUUCGACGCAGUCCAUCCAGAGCCUGGCACGAGGCUAGCAAGGAGCAGCGCAGCAGAAUGGUGCGAAAGCUGGAGAUGCAGACGGUUGGAGGAUUCCUUGUCAUAUCUUUCCUGAGCUGCUUCUUGGGCAAGUGGGAACUCGCUGGCUUAGAGGUCGUCAGUGAACUCUUUCCUGUGACAGCCAGAGAGGAGGUGUUGGGCAGCUUGGCGUCGAUGGCAGCAUUUGUCGCAUAUUGUCGUCCAGUCAUGCGGCUGUACACUUACUGUUCUCGACGGGAUGCAUCUCCCAUCCUCCUGUCUCUGGUCGUCGUUGUGCUUCUCAGCAACAUCUUGUGGACCAUCUAUGGCAUUGGCACUCUCAACCCGUGGAUCUAUGUUCCACAGGGUUCCGGAGUCUUGGUGUCCAGCAUGCAGAUUCUCGUGCGUCUCAUUUUCCCUGGAAACAAUGGCAAGGAUAAGAGAGAAGAUGGUUUGAAGAAGCAGGCAUCCAAAGACUUGGAGGCAAGCGCCCCAGGCGUGCAUCAUGACGAUACAAUUUUGCGCCUGUCCUCCCGCCAGACCAUCCACGAGGAUUACUUGCUGUGGCAGAAGGAAUACCACAGGUGGCGGUCUGUGGCCUCGGCAUCAUCAACUACCACUUCGAAUGACGCAGUCGCGGAAGAUGUCGGCAUGGCUGAGGAUGGCCAGUUGCUUCCCAACCAACCCUCGCCUACCCCUGAACAGGCUAUGCGUCAGCGGUGUGCUACCUCGAGUUAG
Symbiodinium pilosum is the source of this 1026-nucleotide messenger RNA. The record is from the annotation of a GenBank genome assembly. Lineage: Eukaryota; Dinophyceae; Suessiales; Symbiodiniaceae.